UUUUAGGAGAAAGGGGAUGGAUUUAGGACGGAGGUCUUUAGAGUCACAUGGACUCAAGUUUUUGAUUAAUGUCCAAAUGCCUGUGUUGUGUAGUUUAAACAGAAUUGCUCCCAGACUGGAAUAAAGUUUUAAAGGAAGAUACUGCGUGUUUUGGAAAACGUGUUAUUUGUAAACACAAUGACUGAAGAAGGGAAAGCCGAACACAGAGGUGAAAGCGGGAAAGAUUUGGAAAAACAGCUCCGUUUAAGAGUUUGCGUUUUAAAUGAGCUUUUGAAGACGGAGAGGGAUUAUGUGAGCACCCUGGAGUUUCUCUCGGCAUUUCUUCAUCGACUAAACCAGUAUGCUGCUUCAAAAAUGGAUAAGAAUGUGACCGAAGAAACAGUUAAGAUGUUGUUUUCUAAUAUUGAGGACAUUCUGUCGAUGCACAAAGAGUUCCUGUCCAUGAUCGAGGAGCUACUGCAGCCUGAAACCAGCGCACAUCAUGAACUGGGGCUCUGCUUCCUGCAGUUUAGGAACAGAUUUCAGAUUUAUGAUGAGUACUGCAGCAAUCACGAAAAAGCACAGAGGCUUCUCCUGGAAAUGAACAAAAUAAGGACUGUCCGGACAUGUUUACUGAACUGCAUGCUGCUAGGAGGGCGGAAGAACACAGAUGUACCACUUGAAGGCUAUCUGGUAGCUCCAAUACAAAGGAUCUGCAAGUAUCCUCUUCUUCUGAGGGAGUUGUUAAAGAGGACCCCGAAGAAACACACUGACUACGCACUGGUGCAGGAGGCUCUCCAAGUCAUGAAAGAUGUUUGUUCCAACAUCAAUGAAGCAAAGAGGCAGAUGGAAAAGUUAGAGGUCCUGGAGGAAUGGCAGUCUCAUAUCGAGGGAUGGGAGGGUUCUAACAUUACUGAUACAUGCACUGAGAUGCUGAUGCAGGGGAUCUUGAUGAAAAUUUCAGCAGGAAACAUCCAGGAGCGGAAGUUCUUUCUUUUCGAUAAUCUGCUUGUGUAUUGCAAAAAGAAACACAGACGUUUAAAGAACAGCAAAGCUGCUACAGAUGGCCCCCGCUAUCUGUUCCGUGGACGAAUCAAUACUGAAAUUAUGGAAGUGGAGAACAUGGAUGAUGGGACAGCUGACUUCCACAGCAGUGGUAACAUCGUGUACAAUGGCUGGAAGAUACACAAUACAGCUAAAAACAAAUGGUUUGUGUGCAUUGCAAAGAGCCCAGAGGAGAAGCAGGAGUGGCUGGAGGCUUUUCUGAAAGAACGAGAAAGGAGAAAAAGCCUCAGACUGGGUAUGGAGCAGGAUACUUGGGUGAUGGUUUCAGAGAAGGGAGAAAAGCUCUACAACUUGAUGUGCAAGCAAGGACACCUCAUCAAAGACAGGAAACGGAAACUCACCACUUUCCCAAAGUGCUUCCUUGGAAGUGAGUUUGUGUCGUGGCUGAUGGAGAUAGGAGAGGUUGACAACCCAGAAGAAGGGGUUCAUCUUGGGCAGGCUCUGCUAGAAAAUGGCAUCAUCCACCAUGUUACAGAUAAGCACCAGUUUAAAUCUGAACCAGUGUUGUACAGAUUCCGAUAUGAUGACGGGACGUACCAUCCGAGAAGUGACAUGCAGGAUGUCAUCUCCAAGGGCGUCAGGCUGUUCUGCCGGCUUCAUAGCCUGUUUACACCAGUGAUCAGGGAUAAAGAUUACCAUCUGAGAACAUACAAAUCUGUGGUGAUGGCAAAUAAGUUGAUAGACUGGCUUAUUGCGCAGGGAGACUGCCGGACAAGGGAGGAGGCAAUAAUCUUGGGUGUUGAACUUUGUGACAAUGGAUUCAUGCACCAUGUGCUGGAAAAGAGUGAAUUCAAGGAUGAGCCGUUGUUGUUCCGAUUCUUUGCUGAUGAAGAAAUGGAAGGCUCAAACACCAAGCACAAACCCAUGAAGCAUGAUUUAAAAAUAGUUGAAAAUGUCAUAGCUAAGUCCCUGCUGAUUAAACAUAGCGAAGGAGGUUAUGGUUUUUCUUUAGAAGACAGGAAUACAGUGCCAAUAGUCAAGUAUGUGGAAAAGGGAUCAUAUGCUGAGAUGGCUGGUCUGGAGCUGGGGAAGAAAAUAUUUGCCAUCAACGGAGAUCUGGUUUUCCGAAGACCUUUCCAGGAAGUGGAGUGUUUCCUGAAGCAGUGCUUCAAUAGCAGGAGGCCUCUCAGGGUGCUGGUGAGCACCAAGCCAAGAGAGACUGUAAAGAUCCCAGACUCCGCGGAUGGCCUUGGAUUCCAGAUUCGUGGCUUUGGCCCUUCUGUUGUGCACGCGGUAGGCAGAGGAACUGUGGCAGCUAUAGCAGGCCUGCAUCCUGGACAGUGUAUUAUCAAAGUGAAUGGGAUUAAUGUCAGCAAGGAGAGCCAUGCAAGUGUGAUUGCACAUGUUACAGCGUGCCGCAUAUACAGGCGACCAACACAGCAAGAUUCUAUAAAAUGGAUUUAUAACAAUACUGAAAGUGCUCAAGAAGACCUUCAGAAAGCCAGUCUGAAGCCCCCUGGGGACGGCAGUGGUGAUGUGUUUGAAUGUAAAGUAGAAGAGGUGAUUGACAAAUUCAACACUAUUGCGAUAAUCGAUGGAAAGAAGGAUCACGUGAGCCUGACGGUCGAUAAUGUUCACCUGGAAUAUGGGGUUGUGUAUGAGUAUGACAGCACUGCCGGAAUAAAAUGCCAUGUGCAGGAGAAGAUGGUUGAACCUAAGGGAUUCUUCAGCCUAACUGCAAAGAUCCUUGAAGCACUGGCGAAAAAUGAUGAGCAAUUUGUACAAAACUGCCACAAACUGAGCUUAAUACAUGACAUGAUCCCAGCUGACCUUCGGCCUAAGUUUGCCACCAUGUGUAGUGAGAGGAUCGAACACGUCAACAGAAGAGUCACCAAUUACAGGAAGUUUUCCAGGGUGCUGAAAAACAGAGCCUGGCCAACAUUCAAGCAAGCCAAGACUAAGGUAUCCCCGCUGCACAGCAGUGACUUUUGCCCAACUAACUACCACAUCAACGUAAUGGAGGUGUCCUACCCCAAAACCACCACCUCCUUGGGAAGUGCUUUUGGCGUACAGCUUGACAACCGGAAAAACUCAACACUUGAGAAAGUGAGCAAGAGCAUAGAGCAAGGCAAACUGAACCCCAUGGUGUACGUCCAGCACACCAUAACCACCAUGGCAGCCCCCUCGGGUCACAGUCUGGGGCGGCCGGACGGUCACGGCCUGCGGUUCCUCUUGAGGGAGGAAGACCUUGAGACACUGGAUGCCUACCAGAGGAUUCUCAGCAAACUGCAGACUAUGGUGAAGGAGAUGGAGAGUUAUGCCUGUCAGAUUGAUGACCUUCUCUCUUCAAUAACACACCCUCCAGCUUCAGAGUGCAAAACAGCUGAGACCUACAUCACCACAGACAAUGAUAACGAGAAGGUGGAACGCAAUGGCAAACGCGUCUGCUUUAAUGUAGCUGCCGACGAGCAGGAGGACUCUGGUCACGACACCAUCAGCAACAGGGAUUCGUACAGUGACUGUAACAGUAACAGGAACUCAAUAGCCUCUUUCACCAGCAUCUGUAGCAGCCAUUGUAGUUCAUACGUACACAGUGAUGAAAUGGAUUCAGGAGAUGAGCUGCCCCUUAGUGUACGGAUUUCUCAUGAUAAGCAAAAGAAAUUACAUGGCUUUCUGGAACAUCUCUUUAGUCAGGUGGAGUCAACCACAAGUCUUCUAAAGGGUCCAGCUGUGGCAAGGGCCUUUGAGCAGACCAAAUGCUUCACUCCAGGUCGAGGGCUACAAGAGUUCCAGCAGGAGAUGGAGCCCAAGGUUAACUGCACUAAGAAGCUGAGGCUUCACAUCAAGCAGGACCCGUGGAACCUUCCCAGCAGCGUCCAGAAUCUGACACAGACCAUCGGCAAGUUUGUGGAAGAGGUGAAGACCCGCAUUCUUCUGGUUCUGCUCGAAUACACAGACUCGGAGAUUCAGCUCAGACGAGACAUUGUUUUCUGCCAAAGUCUGGUCGCCGCAGUCUGUGCUUUCUCGGAGCAGCUAUUGGCAGUCUUGAAUCAGACACACCACACCGGCAAGGAAUACGAAACGGAGACUCAGGAGGCCAGCAAAAGGUGGCUGGAGCAGAUAGCCAGCACAGGGCUGCUGUUUCACUUCCAGUCCCUGCUCUCACCAAAUCUGGCAGAUGAGCAGGCGAUGUUGGAGGAUACACUAGUUGCCUUGGAUGACCUGGAAAAAGUAACUUUUUACUUCAGACUUUCUGAAGGAGAGCCCCUGGUUGCAAAUAUGCCCAUCACGUAUCAGGUUGAAGGAAGUCGGCAAGCAAUAAAAGUUUACUUUUAUCUUGAGAGUUACAAUUUUGAGCAGCUUCCGCAAAGGCUAAGGAACGGUGGUGGAUUUAAAAUCUACCCUGUACUCUUCACACAAGCUUUGGAGAGUAUGGAGGGAUACUACUACAGGGAUAACGUAUCUGUGGAAGAGUUUCAGGCUCAAAUUAAUGCGAUUUCCCUGGAAAAGGUUAAACAGUACUACCAGAAGCUCAGGGCCUUCUAUCUGGACAAAUCAAAUUUGCCUCCAAGCUCAACACCUAAAGCGGCCUUAAUAGACAAGCUCAUGCGGCCUCUCAAUGCACUGGACGAGCUCUAUCGAUUGAUAGAAUCUUUUCUCAGCUCGAAGCGCACGGCAGCCUGCCAGUACACAGCCUGUGGAGCCUCGGGAGUCGGCUUGCUGUCAGUGGCUUCAGAGCUCUGUAACCGCCUGGGAGCCUGCCACAUCAUGAUGUGCAACAGCGGUGUCCACCGCUGCACCCUGAGCGUCACUCUGGAGCAGGCCAUUCUUCUUGCCCGAAGCCACGGGCUUCCUCCUCGCUGCAUCAUGCAGGCCACUGAUGUGAUACGAAAACAGGGAGCAAGAGUACAAAACUCUGCCAAGAACCUGGGAGUGAGGGAUCGUACACCACAGUCAGUGCCAAGAUUGUACAAGCUCUGCCAGCCACCACCCCCUGAUGGAGACUCAUGAAGACACCUGCCUACGGUUUCUGUCCAGCAGCAGACGGCACUUCUGAGCAUUCCAAUAGUACUGGCCUGGAACACCCAGAGCAUUCCAAUAGUACUGGCCUGGAACACCCAGCGCAUUCCAACAGUACUGGCCUGGAACACCCAGCGCAUUCCAACAGUACUGGCCUGGAACACCCAGAGCAUUCCAAUAGUACUGGCCUGGAACACCCAGCGCAUUCCAACAGUACUGGCCUGGAACACCCAGCGCAUUCCAACAGUACUGGCCUGGAACACCCAGCGCAUUCCAACAGUACUGGCCUGGAAUACCCAGCGCAUUCCAACAGUACUGGCCUGGAAUACGGAUGGGUCUCUGGAUAGUCUACCUAAAUGUUUCUAAACUGACCCCCAACCCCCUCUUUCUCCCUUUUUGAUGUGUUUUAAAAAAAUAAAUAAAUAAAUAACUUUAUGUAAAUAGUGAAAUUACAUGUAACUAUAUAUUAUAUAUACAUAUUUUUUAUUGUGAAAAAGUAAUGUUACAGUUUAGUUUUUUGUUGUUGAUCUGUUUAAAAACAUUAGUUUUCAUUUUUCCCCACACUUUCAAAUCUUAAGCACCGCCCUCAAAGGCUGGUCUGACUUUGCGUGCAGCUAGUCUGCGUAAGUUAGCUGCCUUUCACACCGCAGUAAGCCAUAUGCGCACUUAAAGGUUGUGCUGGGAGUCAAGGCAAGGAAAGAGCCAUAAUCACUGAUUUCAAUAAAACAUACAGGUGCACUCCACUUAUAACGGACUCCAAGGGGCAAUGGAAAUCAGUACUUUAUAAAUGAAGUACGUAGUAAACACAAUUCGAAAUGCUGUCUGUAACUGCAAACUACCUUAAAUAUAAACAACACAAGAAAGCUUAACUGCCAAAGAACAGGAGUUUAUUAUUUGUACACGACACACCCCUGUGGGCCGUACAAUGUAAUAAAUAGGACCAUUUUACAAAUUUAUAUUUUCGCUAAAUGUAAUUAAAAUUGUAUACAUACGUUAAAACUGUACAACAGUUGUGCAGACAAAAAACAUAGGAUAAAGUAAACAGCAUCUGUUUUUCCUGCCUGACGUCACAAAUGCUGCUGUGACUGUCAUUUACUGUCCCGGAUGUAGCUUAUUUGCGCAAAAUAUAUACAUGUGGAACAGAAACACUGUACGUAUUAAACAGCACUGUAUAUAUUAAACAGUAUGUAUUAAAUGCAAAAGACCUGCUUGUGGAACAGGAAAACGGUAUGUAUUAAACAGUAUAUGCAUUAUAAACGAAUACGUUUUAACCAGAGUAAUUCCCCAUUAAAACCCAUGUUGUUUGGCAGCGACAUGCCUCCUCAAUACAUUGUAAACAGAUCUCCGUUCUAACAGGAUCCCUUAUAAAUGGAGUGCACCUGUACUUUGAUAAGAUACAUUCCGGAAUAUUGUGAAGACCAAGGCACUUUGACAGUGUUGAAGUGUCAGUACAAGGGUCAAUAUGGAGUGCAGCAGCUGUACUGCAUAAUAAUUGGAAUAAAUGGUAUUUACAGCCCAGAUUGAUUCUGCCUUUGUUGAGCAACUGAAUGAAAUGUUAAUCAAACUAAACAGUGCUUAAAGGGUUAUACUAUAGUAAAUACAAUAAUAAUACAAAUAAUUGUAACCUGUUGUGCUCUUCCAUUCACUGUAUACAUUUCUUAUGAGCAGUUUUGAAACACAUUACAGGAAACAUGUAUUUUUAAUUUUAAAUGAUAUUGUGGCGACACAGGGUCUCUAAACUCUUUUUUUUGUUGUUGAAUGAAAGUGAAUGGACAGACACUGUAAUUGUCAGUGCAAAUCAGGAGUUCUGUUUUUUACUCCAAAUAAAACUGGGUCCCUAUGGGCUGAGACCAUGCCAAAACAACAAACCCCUUUUUAACUGUCUCUCCAGACUAACAGUGCCCUGCCCUCCCUACUCGUUCCUACUCCAGUCACCCUCACAGCCUCUAACAGUCUCUCUCUCUCGUAGGCCUCAAUUAGUGCAUUGCUCUGUAACGGUCUGUCUCUUCUCAAUCGCUUUCACUAACAGCUCUCCCCUAUGGCGUAAUCCCCUGCCUUAUACCAACCAGCCUAGACCCACCCCCGACCAACUCUCCCACCAAUCACUGCAGAUCAUCACUCUCACUGACUGCCUGGCAACAGCGGGAGCUGCAUCACUCCUCGUCAGGGGGCGAUCCAACUGAGCUGCCACCCCCCCCCCCCCCCCCCUUCUAUAACCCUCACCUAACUAAUUCCCCUCACCCCAUUCUAACCCCUGGCAUGGUCCCGUCCCGAACAAUACAUGCACCUGUUCAAUAAACAAACAAACAUAAGAGUCUCUUCAGGGCGCAGUGCCCUCUGCAGUCCCCAGGUCGCUACAAUACGUUGUACCAUACCAGGUAAGAACUGCAAAUGGAAGUGAACGACAGGUGAGCUUUUAUUUAUUUUUUAUUUGAGAGAUUAGUCCUCCAAGCUCAAGUGGAUUAUUUUUUUUUUUUUUAAUGCAUUUCAAUUGUUAUUCCUUGUCAUGUUGGGAAUUACCAAGCUAUUGUAAAUAGUUUUUAAAAUGUUUAUAGAUAUACAGACAAUACUCUGGAUCGAGAAGUUUUGGAGAAGUGAAGAUUUCUACAACAGUUUAGGUCUCUUGUAAUAAUGUAACCUUUUUUUUAUCUUAUUCAAAUACAGAAUACAGCAAGUGCUGUUUGGAGAAUUUAAAGCUACAUAGACUGUUAGCUGAGAUUACCGAAUAUACAAAAAGAGCAAACUUUUACUAUAUAUAUAUAUAUAUAUAUAUAUAACUGCACAAUAAAUAUGUCUGUCUGUCUGGUAUAGCAGUCCUUGGUUUGUAUUAAAUUUCAAACACCUUAUAAAGAACACCAGAAGUGUAAAGAAAAGUACAAUUGCAAAAAGUGUUUAGUGUAGUUUUUAGGAUGCAAAUUAAAAUAAUGUAUUUAGUUUUGUAUGACUUUUCUGUAUUCCUGGUUUGAACUUCUCCAUUUCUAAACCCAGAUUUUCAACUUUAUCUGAUACACAGUAUUUCAACGUAACAUUUAAUAUACCAGUUAUGCAUUAGAUUAUUAUUUUAAAUGCAAUUAAACCAUUCUAAACAAUG
Acipenser ruthenus (sterlet) is the source of this 8095-nucleotide messenger RNA. RefSeq names its product phosphatidylinositol 3,4,5-trisphosphate-dependent Rac exchanger 2 protein-like. Bases 178 to 4995 code for a protein of 1605 amino acids. The record is from RefSeq and is a predicted model, not a curated record. Gene Ontology annotation, biological process: intracellular signal transduction. The transcript is spliced from 41 exons. Gene Ontology annotation, molecular function: guanyl-nucleotide exchange factor activity; protein binding. NCBI's taxonomy places the organism in Eukaryota, Metazoa, Chordata, Actinopteri, Acipenseriformes, Acipenseridae.